Messenger RNA from Dendrobium catenatum, 1678 nucleotides. Its product is annotated as E3 ubiquitin-protein ligase At1g63170-like. The record is from RefSeq and is a predicted model, not a curated record. The transcript has 5 exons. Lineage: Eukaryota; Viridiplantae; Streptophyta; Magnoliopsida; Asparagales; Orchidaceae. The coding region runs from base 291 to 1466 and encodes 391 amino acids.
GAUUUCGCACUCACUGAGAACGUAUUUCCCUCUUUUUUUCCGACUAUUUUCAGCCGGCGAUCACAGCACGAACCUCAUUGAGAAAUUCUUAAAUUUCUAAAAAUGGUGAACUGUACGUCGCAUCGGAGAUUGAAGCCAUCGUCGUUUCGAUUAGAUUAACCUCGAGAUUAAUUUACCGAUCAAUCAUUGGGGGCGAAAUCGAGCAGGUCGGAAGGGGUAGGGUUUCUAUAUCUCAUUCUCGACUGUGGAUUCUCCACCAAUUGCUAUCUGGUUACUUCUGGGUCUGGGCGAUGUCAGCUACGAGGGCGAUCAAUCCGAUGGUGGGAGCCGCGAUCGAUCCGGCACCGCUGAUCAGCGCGCGUGGCGGAAACGGAGAUGAGCGAUUGCGGAGGCCUUCCAGGCGGCCAAGCUUGAGUGGAGCGGCGAGGUUUCUGAGGAGGGCGAGCAGCCGCCGGAUGAUGAGGGAGCCGUCGAUGCUUGUGAGGGAGACAGCGGCGGAGCAGCUUGAGGAGCGGCAGAGCGACUGGGCGUAUUCGAGGCCUGUGGUAUUUCUGGACAUCCUGUGGAAUCUAGCGUUCGUUGGGGUGGCGACGGGGGUUCUGAUCAUGAGCAGGGACGAGAAGCCGAAGAUGCCGCUGAGGAUAUGGAUCGUGGGUUAUGCGCUACAGUGUGUGGUCCAUAUGAUCUGUGUCUGCGUGGAGUAUCGGAGGAGGCAUCCACAACUGCAAGCGGCUUUGGUCUUGGAGUAUGGGGGAAAUGGAAGCCAAGGAGGCAGGAGUCAGGGAAGUUCUGGCCCAAGUUCCCCGAGGGAUUUGGAAGAAGGUAGAGCUGGUGCUGCAAAUUAUGAUUCUGAGCAGGGCCUAGACGAGGAAGGGAAUAAUAGUAUUGCAAAGCAUCUCGAGUCUGCAAACACAAUGUUUUCAUUCAUAUGGUGGAUAAUUGGUUUCUACUGGGUAUCUGCCGGAGGUCAAGCCUUAACUAGUGAUGCACCUCAACUUUACUGGCUGUGCAUUGUGUUUCUGGCAUUUGAUGUAUUCUUUGUUGUUUUCUGUGUUGCUCUUGCAUGCAUCAUUGGCAUUGCUGUUUGCUGCUGUCUACCAUGUAUCAUUGCAAUCUUAUAUGCAGUAGCCGACCAGCAGGAAGGUGCAUCAGAAGAUGACAUCCGCCGUCUUCCGAAGUUCAAAUUCAGAAGAGCAGGAGAUUCUGAAAAAAUUGAUGAGAUAUCAAGAUCUUGUGGAGGAAUAAUGACUGAAUGCGGCGAUCCUCAAAAUGAGGUUCGGCUUUCAUCUGAUGAUGCGGAGUGCUGCAUCUGCCUCUCAGCUUAUGAUGAUGGAGUGGAAUUGCGUCAACUUCCCUGUGGUCACCAUUUCCACUGUGCUUGCAUAGACAAAUGGCUUCACAUCAAUGCAACAUGCCCUCUCUGCAAGUAUAAUAUUAUAAAAAGCUGCAGCAACUCAGAGGUAUAGAAAAUAAAGAAUGCGAUUCAUUUCCUCUAAUUCUGUGUAUGUGUGUGUUGUCUCUUCUAUUUGUGUCCUUUGCCCCCUCUAAUCUCUGAUAUUUAAGUUUGUUUGCUAUUUCUACAUCUUUGUGUUCUCUGUAAAGAAGGAAAUUUCACUGUUGAUAGUGAUGAAUAACAUUUCAAAUUUUUAGCAAGGUGUUAUAUAUUUUGUUGGAGAAA